Phlebotomus papatasi is the source of this 1450-nucleotide messenger RNA. RefSeq names its product Golgi phosphoprotein 3 homolog sauron (gene sau). Gene Ontology annotation, biological process: retrograde vesicle-mediated transport, Golgi to endoplasmic reticulum; Golgi to plasma membrane protein transport; Golgi organization. Gene Ontology annotation, molecular function: phosphatidylinositol-4-phosphate binding. Gene Ontology annotation, cellular component: Golgi cisterna; trans-Golgi network; cytosol. The coding region runs from base 126 to 1004 and encodes 292 amino acids. The transcript is spliced from 4 exons. The record is from RefSeq and is a predicted model, not a curated record. NCBI's taxonomy places the organism in Eukaryota, Metazoa, Arthropoda, Insecta, Diptera, Psychodidae.
ACGAAAAUUUUGUGUGAAAACUUAUCAUUUCCAUAGAAUUAAGUUGUGAAGUGUUUGGUACGUGUAUUAAUGAAUAGUUUGUAAAUAAAUUUGGUGCGGUUGACAGUGUAGCGGUGUGGAAAAACAUGAAUCGAAGUGAGGGUCUUGUGCGACGUGUAAAAAAUCGGAGUGAAAAUCCAGGCAAUUCCGAUCAGGGCGCAUCAAAUUCAUCAGCAAAUCAUAAUGAUGAUGAGAGGAACGAUAAUGAAAACGAUGUGGAUGAUUGUGAUUCCAAGGAGACAAGAUUGACACUUAUGGAAGAAGUUCUCUUGCUUGGACUCAAAGACAAAGAGGGGUAUACAUCUUUUUGGAAUGAUUGUAUCUCGAGCGGCCUCCGGGGAUGUAUUCUGAUUGAAUUGGGAAUUCGGGGUCGUGUGGAGUUAGAGCGCGCUGGAAUGCGUCGGAAGGGGCUGUGCUCGCGGAAACUCUGCCUCAAGUCCGAUACACCUACUGGUGAUGUGCUCCUGGAUGAGGCUCUGAAGCACAUUAAGGAGACAGAUCCACCGGAGACGGUGCAGAGUUGGAUUGAGUACCUCAGUGGAGAAACGUGGAAUCCGCUUAAAUUGCGGUAUCAACUAAAGAAUGUCCGGGAGCGCCUUGCGAAGAAUCUGGUGGAGAAGGGUGUCCUAACCACAGAGAAGCAGAACUUUCUCCUAUUCGACAUGACUACACAUCCACUCAGUGAUAAUGUUAUUAAGUGCAAACUCGUCAAGAAGAUCCAGGAUGCAGUUCUCUCAAAGUGGGUCAAUGAUCCACAACGCAUGGACAAGAGAAUGCUGUCUCUGAUAUACUUGGCACAGGCAAGUGAUGUCCUGGAGAAUGCCUUUUCGCCACUCAACGAUGAUGACUAUGAAUUGGCCAUGAGGCGUGUCCGGGAACUUUUGGAUUUAGAUUUUGAGGCGGAGGCCGCUAAGGCGAAUGCAAACGAAGUGAUUUGGGCAGUUUUUGCAGCAUUCACAAAAUAAUACACGGAGAUCCAUUUUCACAGUGAGCAGAAGAUGUACACAGAGUGAGAGAAACACGUUAAAAAUCACAUGAAAAUAUUGCUGGCAUAUUUAUAAAUACAUAAAAAAAAGAAAAAGCUCUGUGACUGGAUGGUGGAUUUGUGAAAGUUGGCGGAGGAUUCCGCAAGGGGAGUGUUAUUAGAAUAUAUGUACACAUUUAUUAAAAUUAAAUCAAUACUAUUAAUCUACUUACAUACGAGAAAAUCAUCUCAAAUUCCCAUUUUUAUCUGGUCUCUUGUAAGCAAAAAAAAAAAUCAGCAGAAGAUAUUUUGUUCUUUUAUGUUUUGAGCCAAUUUGAAAAGUAUUUCAUUAGGCCGUCAUGGGCGAGUUUUAUUUUUAAAAACAGAAUUUAUAUUAUACAUGAUAGUUUAGUGACAUUUUCAAUAAAAAUCUCUCGAGGAAGAUUG